AUGGGAAUUCACGGUCUCUCCAAAGUCAUUGGAGACAAUGCCAAGGAGGCCAUCAAGGAGGACGACAUCAAGAACUACUUUGGCCGCAAAGUUGCUAUCGAUGCUUCCAUGUCCAUCUAUCAGUUCAUGAUUGCUGUCAGGCAACAGGACGGUCAGCUUUUGCAGAACGAGAACGGAGAAACCACAAGUCAUUUGAUGGGUAUGUUCUACCGGACGCUGCGUAUGGUCGACAACGGUAUCAAGCCUGUUUAUGUCUUUGAUGGAAAACCCCCUACAUUGAAGUCUGGCGAGCUCGCCAAGCGUACUCAGAAGCGCAAGGAGGCUAAUGCAAGCAAAGAGGAAGCAGAGGAAGUUGGUGAUACAGAGGCUAUCGACAAGUUCAACAGGCGGUUAGUCAAGGUCACGCCCGAGCACAACGCCGAGUGCAAGAAGCUGCUGAAGUUACUCGGAAUCCCAUACGUCGAGGCACCGUGUGAGGCUGAGGCACAAUGUGCGGCGUUGGCAAAGGCAGGAAAGGUGUACGCUGCAGGAUCCGAGGAUAUGGAUACACUUACUUUCGGAUCACCCAUCUUGCUUCGCCAUUUAACCUUCAGUGAAGCUAAGAAGAUGCCUAUCAGCGAGAUCUCAUUGAGGAAGAGCUUGGACGGACUCGGUUUCAGCAUGGACGAGUUCAUUGAUUUGUGUAUUCUUUUGGGAUGCGAUUACUGCGACUCGAUCAAGAACAUUGGACCUACUCGAGCCAUCGCGUUGAUCAAGGAACACAAGAACAUCGAAACCAUCUUGGAGAACCUCGACACAAAGCGCUAUCCCAUUCCUGAUCACUGGCCUUACAAGGAUGCGCGUGAAUUGUUCCGCAACCCUCUCGUCACCGACCCUGCCACCAUUGAGAUCAAGUGGGAGUCGCCUGAUGUUGAGGGCUUGGUCGAGUUCUUGGUCAGGGAUAAGGGAUUCAGCGAGGAGCGUGUCCGAAAGGGAUGCGAGAGAUUGGAGAAGAACUUGAAGACUGCAACACAGGGACGUCUGGACGGCUUUUUCACCAUGACACCCAAUGCCAACAAGCGCAAGGCUGAGGAACCCGCUGGAGGCAAAGGAAAGAAGGCCCCAGCAAAGGCCAAGGCCACUUCUGGACGCGGUCGCCCAAGGAAAUAA
Linnemannia hyalina is the source of this 1149-nucleotide messenger RNA. Lineage: Eukaryota; Fungi; Mortierellomycota; Mortierellomycetes; Mortierellales; Mortierellaceae. The record is from the annotation of a GenBank genome assembly.